AUGUCGCCGCAUCACGAGCGCUUAAGACGCUUUUAUCACAAGUACAAUGCUGAAAAAUUGCACGAAAUUGACAGUGUAUUGGAGCGCUUCAAAGGUCGUGAGACGCAGCUGUUUUCGACGCUUGUAAAGAAGUAUGGCCCCGAGCCCACUGCAGAUGAAAGUUUCGAUGUCGCUGUGACGUUAAAAGAGAUCGAAACGGACGCUGAGGACGUAUUGGAGUCAAAGGAAGUACAGUGCUUUUAUCACCAGCGAUUGCUGGCUUUUUACCACAAGUACAACCCUGAAAAGGUUGAUGAUGUGGCUCAAGUACUGGUCAAGUACAAGGGUAAAGAGUCGAAGCUUUUUGAUGCACUGACCAAGAAAUACGGCCCAGAACCUGGCGACUCGGACGAUGAGGAAGAGGUGCAUCAAGAGGAGGGAAAAGAGGAGAAAGAGAGUGACAAUGGUGAUCAGGCCAAGCUACGGAACGUGGUCUACUGUCCCAUUGACACGUUCCCGCCAGAGUAUUGUGAGUACGGCCCUAUGUUUAACGAGUGUAAACCCUGGCUAGCUGAGCAUUGUCCGGAUCUGAUACUAACCAAGUACAAUCGUACGGUAACGGAACUGUUGGAAGUGGAGCAGCAGAUUGCUGCUGGUGUCGAAGGUAUCACACUUGAAGUGACAGGCAAGACUGUCAAGAAGAAAAAGAAGAACAAGAUUGAAGAAGCGGCCAAGCGGAAAGAGAAUUGUAUGGUGACUAUAUCCAAGAGCUCACGCAAAGGACGCAAACGUCUUACUUUUGUCACGGGUCUUGAGGACUUUGAAGAUGUUAACAUAAAGGAUGCUUGCAAGAGUAUGGGCAAGAAGUUUGCGUGCAGCUCGUCGUUGUCAAAGACGGACCAGGGCCAGCAACAGAUUCAGCUGCAAGGCGAUUGCGUCACUGAGCUAUUGGAAGUGCUACCAGAGAUGUUUGGUGUUCAUGAAGACCAGAUCAUCGUCGUUGAUGAACCUAUUAAGGCUGCUAAGAAAAGCAAGAAGUAG
Molecule: messenger RNA, 1020 nt
Organism: Peronospora farinosa
Lineage: Eukaryota; Oomycota; Peronosporomycetes; Peronosporales; Peronosporaceae
Source: the annotation of a GenBank genome assembly